ACCUACGCAAGGCCGAUCUACGUAAGGCGAUCGCACAAUUAUUUACCUCGUGAUCGGCAUCGAGGAGCAGAAGACCAUCUCGACGCCCCGAGCGACACGUGAAAGUGGGGUAGAUAGCAUCUUGCUCUUGAGAUUCUUCUUGACCAUCGAAUAUCGACAGUGACCGCUCGAGGGAGAAGUCAAAAUCGCGGUUAUUUUGCUUUUAUGGGACGUUGUGUGGUGAGAUGUGAUUUUCUGAGGAAGAUCUGUGUGGUCGGGGGUGGAAAGUGGUUCAAGAUGCCUUCGGAUGUGGUGUCUUUCGCUGUGUCCACUGGACUGGGGGUCAGUGUGCUCGCGGGGAUCAUUUCAGGGGUUUGUUAUGUGUUGGCGCAUGGGAUCAAGAGAAAAAGUGGUCGAAAACCAAGGGAGUGGUACUGUGACGUAUGCGGCACCUACCUCCGCUCCAUAGAUGGUAUUCUAGAGGGCGACAAAGUGGUGACCUGUUCAAAAUGCAAGGCCAGGAUUUGCAAAUAUCGGUGCUCCAAUCUAACACAGCGGGAAGGGUGGAUGUGCACCUCUUGCCUCAGGCCUUCAGAGUCUUGGUUCCAAGGAAUCCUCAGUGCAAUACAUCCCAGUAACAAAGUGGAUAUGACAACGAAGAUGAAUACGGAUUCCUUGAAUGAAAUAGACGAAGACUUAGAGGCUAUCCGGAAAAAGGAGAAAGAGCAAGUGAGAGACUUCAUAGAGCGGUUGGUUAAUGUUAUGCUAGGAGAAAACGUAGAUGACGCUAGCGUGUCCAAAAUAUACAACGAUUCACAUUAUGACGGCAUAUUCGCCAGAUAUCAUCAAGAUCUCAGUAACGCCCUUACCGAUUUGGGGUCAGCCUUGCAUAUAUCCAUAGCUAAUUUACCAAUCACUGGCCAGUCUCCCUGUACGGCGCACGCGGCAUUAAAACAACUAAUCGAAAGGCUCCUGAGGGAGGCAGUGAACCUUCCCAGCCUACAAAAAGCUCAAGAACAGCCCGUCGUUCCUCCCGACGAAAGCAACAGGACUUACGAGGACCUCCUAGCAACUGCCAUAUUAAACAAGGUAUUAACUAGCUGCCAAAACAAUUUGCCAUCCUCCUCGGCAGCGAGCGUCUCAAGUAGGAUAUCGAACUCGUCGCGCAACAGAGACGAAAAGGAGUACUUCUUUGGGGAAGAGACCAUAGACAACAAAUGGAAAACGACGGAUUUAGAUAGCUCGUCGUUAUCCAGCUUGGAUGAAUGGUUGCAGAGCGACUCGAGCUUUGGUUCCAAGAAAUACGUGGAUCGAGUAACUCUUACGAUAAAGCAAGAUAUUGAAGAAGUAUCACAGACAGAGUCCGAAGAUGAACGCGAGGUCGACGACAGUGAAUAUUUCCGAAAUUCGUUACAGAACGAAGACGAAUCGAACUGGUUCCUGCAGAAGAAGCAGUUCCAAGGCACCCACUCGCCGGUGCCAGUACCCAUGUUGGUACCAAAUCCCACCACUGAAGCAAAGGUGCUCAUCGGCGACAAGGAAGUGGACGACACGUCCGACUUGUCGGACAUAGCGUCCGAUUAUGGCGAUCCGGAUCCGAUUCCGGGCAGGCAAAGCAUCCUCGUCGAGUCGAAGAUGAUUAUCGGCGGGAAAAAUCCUCUGCAGAAUGGAGGAUCCGAAAGCGAGUCCUCUGCAGACUCUGGUGUCAAGGAAGUGGACAGCCAGGAUAGAAGCGGCUAUGAUGGGCCUAUAUUCUCACCCAAGACGGAUAUCACGGUGGAUGAUGAUAAUGUGGAAGAUGCUUCCAUACUUUCUGUGUACAGCAACACCGAAAAAGAAGCAGAGUACACAGAAAGGUAUGGGUCAUUGCCAAGAACGAUUAUCAAGACACCUACGCCACCCUCAAGGCCUUCUCUGCAAAAGCCCAAAUUACCUGAAAGUACAAAUGAAGUAGAACUUGUAAAUAAAGAGGUUAGAGAACCGGAAGAAGUUGAUAACGAUGACGAAGAUAAGAACGAAGAAGAGUUUCCAGGGAGUUACAGUAAAAGAGAGAAAGAAAAGUGGAAAUAUGCCAUAGAAAUGAAGAAUAAUCCUUAUUCCAAAGAGAACAUUGAAAAGAGGAUAAAGAGGUCAAACAGUGCUGCCAGUUCUUUAUUUGGUCCAGACUACUACGCUCGACAAGCGUCGUCUCCAUCGGGAGGGAAAGUAAAUUCAACGGAGGCAAAAGAAGUUGUUUGGCCCCCACCGGAACCCAGAGAAGAAGACGGCCUUCAUAAAGCCAUUCCGGUUUUCAUAUCUCAGGAGGAAGAGGCUCCGAUCAGUCCUGAAAUAAAGUAUCAGACACCUUCGGUAAUAGAAGUAGCGGAAUUGGCCUCUUCCGAAUUGACCAGCGACAGCGAUUUGAGCUACGUCAAUUUCUAUGACGUGGAAAACUCUCAGAUCUACAAAAGGACGAAGAACAGCGAACAAGUAACUCUUAUAGAAGCACGGAUUCUACCUGAAGAACCAGUCAUUGAUAUGCCAUCAGUUGAAACUGAAAAAUCCGACAUGAACGGUAAUUUGGCAAGCGAAAAGGACAAGCAUCCUUCUGCAGACAGCGCAGAAGCAAGUGGUCAAGAAAGGCCUUCCACAAAUGAAAGAAAAAUCAUAAGUAAAGGCAAGAUAGAAGACAGACCCAAUUUCGUAAAGGCUACACCGACUGUUAGACAAAGGACCUUACCCCAAAAGGACAAUUCUCAAAUUUUGAAGAGGUUUAAAAGCGAGACCGACUUGCUUGAUGAUUCAUUCGAUAAACCCCCAACUGUCAUUAGUAGGAAAAAAGACAACACACUCAUUUCCAAGAUAUAUCUUGAUCCAAACGUUCGCAAUUUCGCUCUGUCAAACAGAAACCAACUUCCUGUGCAAGAUGUAGAAAUCAGCAAACCACCUCUUAGGAACCAACUCAGCUUGGAUGCCACUGUAUUAGCUCACGCGAUGAAUAACAACGUGAAACAGCCUUCUUACAAUUCGGACGACGGUUUGUCAUCAAACUACAUCCGCAAAAAGUCCUAUUACAGUUCAGAAGAAGACUUAAGCUCCAAUCAUUCAGCUGUUAACGAAAGCAACUCCGCUUUUAAAGGUUUCCAAAACCCAAACGUAAGGAGCUACCGACUACACUCAAGACCAUCGGUGAGUUCAGAAGACGGGCUGCUCUCGGACAGUUCAUUGAGUUUAGAGAAGCCUAGACCAAAAAGUACAAGAAGCCUUAUUUACAGUUCCAGUGAAGACUUACUGUCGAUAGAUGAACCUGAAAAGCUACCGAAAAGAAGGGAUAACACCCUGAUUUCGAAGAUAUACCAAGACCCAAACGUACGAAACUUUGCUUUAACAAACAGGGAAUAUAUUCCUGUUUCCGAAGAUACGAUACCAAAAUCACCCAGAUAUCUAUCUAGUUCUAAUGAAGAUUUGCUCUCAGAUCACUCCGUCCAUCAGUUUAGGGACGUGGAGAAAACCCUUGUCAAAUCACACGAACCUAACGGAACUUCUAUAACUUCCGGUAUGAGCCUGGACAGUUUGAAAAUAGAAGAGAUUCCAGCAACACCUAAAAUAAAGCAAUCCGCAAGGGAAGAAAUUACGUAUGAAAGGAAAAUGGCCACUCCUGAUCCCGAUAUCAAUGAAUUAGCAAAGAAAAAAAUCGUUCACAAUAUACUGGGCCAGUUUACUAAAUCCCAACCUAACUUGGUGGGUACUUCCAGACUCGAGAUACCAAAAGAGAGAAAAAUGUCGACCGAUUCCGAGGAAAUCAGUAUUUCUGUUAAGGACUUGAAGAAGAGAUUCGAGAAUAACGAUGCUAAGAGCACGGUAGUUUCAAGUUUAACGGCUAGAAGUCUGUCGAAACAGAUGCGGGAAACAUUGAGGAAUUGAGGAAAAGAAAACUGUUAUCCAGGAAAGGAAGCCCCUACCGUCACUGUAGUGACUGAAAAAAUAUUUUUGGAAAUUAAAUCAGCCGAUGUAUUUAUUUAUUUAUUAGUAUUAUGUAAAUCCAAAGAUAUUAAUUACAUAUUGUAUUAAACUAUACAAUUUAGCUUUAUAUUCACUGUACAUACCCAUUUUUAUAUACAAAUAUUGUUAUUAUAUACUUAAAGUUACCUUUAGAUGUCUACGAGAAGUGUAUCCCUUCGCUGUUGAAUGCAAAUAAUAAUCUGCCAAGAUUUUAAGUCAAUAAAAUUUUUAUCAUUGUUCA
Messenger RNA from Anoplophora glabripennis (Asian longhorned beetle), 4201 nucleotides. RefSeq lists its product as uncharacterized. The record is from RefSeq and is a predicted model, not a curated record. Bases 205 to 3882 code for a protein of 1225 amino acids. The transcript has 15 exons. NCBI's taxonomy places the organism in Eukaryota, Metazoa, Arthropoda, Insecta, Coleoptera, Cerambycidae.